Molecule: messenger RNA, 738 nt
Organism: Camelina sativa (false flax)
Lineage: Eukaryota; Viridiplantae; Streptophyta; Magnoliopsida; Brassicales; Brassicaceae
Product: photosystem I reaction center subunit N, chloroplastic
Biological process (GO): photosynthesis
Cellular component (GO): chloroplast photosystem I
Source: RefSeq, a predicted model, not a curated record
CUCUAAUACUAAAAUCUAAUCUUUCCCUUCAUCACUCACCAAUCAAACUCAAAAACUCUUGAUCAAAAAAAAAAAGAGAGAUCUUUAAUGGCGGCCAUGAACUCGAGUGUUCUCACUUGCAGCUAUGCAAUCUCCGGUUCCGGCUCAGUAGAGCUAAACCAGAAAGCGGGUUUGGCGAAUUCAUCGGUUGGGUUUGGUCAGAAGAAACAGAUGGUCAUGCCUGUGAUCAAAGCGCAACGAGUUGUUGGUGAUGAUGUUGAUGGAUCUAAUGGAAGAAGAUCCGCCAUGGUUUUCUUAGCAGCUACACUCUUCUCCACUGCUGCUGUUUCUGCUUCGGCAAAUGCUGCCGUCUUUGAUGAAUACCUCGAGAGGAGCAAAGCCAACAAAGAACUUAAUGACAAGAAGAGAUUAGCAACAAGUGGAGCAAACUUUGCGAGAGCAUUCACUGUUCAAUUCGGAAGCUGCAAGUUCCCUGACAAUUUCACUGGCUGCCAAGAUCUUGCCAAGCAAAAGAAAGUUCCAUUUAUCUCAGAAGAUUUGGCUUUGGAAUGCGAAGGCAAAGACAAGUACAAGUGUGGUUCCAAUGUUUUCUGGAAAUGGUGAAGAAGUUCGUUUGUUUUAAUCUAUUCUUAUAUAAAUCCAACAGUGUAUCUAUCUCUCUCUCUAUUCAUGAAAAUUCGGAAUGUCCAUUUGAAUUUAUCAAAGUUAAACUCUAUUGAGAGAGAUUAGGAAGUAUUA